This is a messenger RNA of Oppiella nova, 1441 nucleotides long. NCBI's taxonomy places the organism in Eukaryota, Metazoa, Arthropoda, Arachnida, Sarcoptiformes, Oppiidae. The record is from the annotation of a GenBank genome assembly.
GUUCAAAACUGUGUUUCAAUAGUUUGGCGCAAAUGGUGACAAACUGUCACUAAAUAUGACUAACAUUUAGUCGUCAGUGUCAACGGUAUUGGUGAGCAUUGGGUCAGUCAUACAGUCAGUCAUACAGUGAUUAGACACUCAUGAAGGCAUUGAGUGAGUGAUUCAUAUGAGACAACAUUAGCCAUACAAUUGGCUGAACAUUCAGUCAUUGAUUGCAGCAUUUGUGAAGUGAUUGCAAGCAAUGGAUGAUCAUAUCAUUUACGAGUCAUCCGAAGCCGUGGUUAAAGUGCAGAAGAAGAGGCUGAAGGCAUACAAAGAUGUGAUAAAACAAAACACGUGUCGAUCGCAACGCUUUCCUGUGGUUCGUAUCGAUCGGUUCCCAAAACUUGACAAAUACUGCACUCAUGUCCAGACAAACGGAUUCAGUCAAUCCAUUGACCACAAGAUCAACCGAUUGUGUCGACAGCUGUCGAAUGAGACCAAUGGAGACGGUUUGAGUGACUCGAGUGAUCGUAAGACCAAUAACCAGAAGAAGAGGAGUCACGAAGAGAUGAUAGACUUGUGUGUCAUUCAAGAGGAAAACGAUGAGUUGGACUUCGAAGAGGAGAGCCUUUCGAAGAAGUUCUUGAAAACCAAUGAAUACAAGAGAAAGAGCUCUUCGGCCGACACGAGGAAUGACGUGAAGAAUGAGAGCAAAUACACGAAAUUAAAUGACUUUGAGAUUACGUCUGAGGCUCCGAAGAAGUCUUAUAAUUACAUUCCGAGCCAAAGAAGUAGUGAAAUGAAGGGAAUGUCUGUUUAUAGCGAUAAUAACUUGAAUACUGACACGAAAUUCAAAAUUCCUAAAAGAGAUUCACAAAACAUUGAGACAAUUGUCGAGAGGACGCAGACCCUGAAGAACAGUCGCCGAUGGGUCGACGCCUUCGAUCAGUUGUCCCGUAAUCUGAGUGAUGAUCAGUGGGAUAGAGAGGACGUGAUUGAACUGUUGGUCCAAAUCGCCAAAGGAAUGGCUGCCGGCAAUGACUUCUGCAGCACUAAAAUCAAUCAUCACUUCAAUGCAUUGACCGAUAAAUUGAAAACUCUUAAGUAUAUCGAAGACGAGUUUUGGGAUCAAAUCAUUUACAUGGCGUCCAAGAAGAAUGAGAGUAAGACCAAUAGUCAAAUCAAUGCCUUAUUGUCGGGACUUUACGACUAUCUCUUGGAUAAUAAGAUCAGCGCUCGUCUCGUGUGCACUGAAGCCGUGGUCGUCGCCUAUCGCGUCCACACCAAACAUGCGACCGCUAAAGACUUAUUGGAUUUACAGGCCACACCCACCACCAUAUCAUGUGUGAUGCCAUCUGUGGCACCAUAUGAUGGCGUGAAUGACGAGUGCAAUGGUUGGCGAGUGUCGUACGCAAGUGCCCCUCAGGUGGCGCUGCUUUGGGUGGCGUUGGGGGCGGAG